This is a messenger RNA of Perognathus longimembris pacificus (Pacific pocket mouse), 783 nucleotides long. Its product is annotated as proline-rich protein HaeIII subfamily 1-like. The record is from RefSeq and is a predicted model, not a curated record. The transcript has a single exon. The coding region runs from base 1 to 783 and encodes 260 amino acids. NCBI's taxonomy places the organism in Eukaryota, Metazoa, Chordata, Mammalia, Rodentia, Heteromyidae.
AUGGCAACCCGGAGCCCAAGCUGUCAAUCUCCUGCGGGAAACAGCUGUGGAAGGGCCGGGGAUGGGCCGCUGGCGAGAAAGUUGGCGGGGCCCCCUGGUGGCGGCCGCGGGGGACUGCACGGACCGGACCCCGGCUCCGGCGCGCCCCGCGUGCGGCCCCCGCCGUCCGACCGGCCUCGGGGGCGGCGGAGAGGCCGCCACAGCUUCCCCCGGCGCUCGGCCGCCCGCCCGCCCGCCCGCCCGGCGCCGCGCCCCCCGCUCCUGGGCUCCGCGCGGGGCGCAGUGGGCCCGCAGCGGCGUCCGUCCGCCGGGCUGGCGCGGCGGCGCGCGCAGGGGCCUGCGGGCGCCCGGACGCCCGGUGGCGGCGCGGCCCGGAGCGCGGUUAUUUUUAAGCCGGCGGCGGGGGCGGGCUCAGGAAUUCAGUCAACAAAGUUGUUGGCACCUCGGGCUGCGGCGGGCACCGCGGGGCCGCAGCCCGCGACCUGCGUGCCCAGGGCCCGUCGCGGGUCACCGUGCGGUCGGGGCGCGCGGCGCCGGCCACGGGCUCCCGGCUCCCCGGAGAGGCCCGGCCCGCUGCCGCCCUCCGGGUCGGCCUUGCGGGGUGGGCCCGGCGGCCGGCCGCCCUCCGCUCACCCCGCCGGCCGGCCGCCCGUCCAGCGCGCCGGGGAGACACCGCUGACCCCCCGGGGCCGCGGGGCCUGCGCCCCCCCCCCCCACCCCGCGCGCUUCCCCCCGCGGGGUUACAGCUGCCGGUGCCCGCGGUGGCUCCUCCCGCCCUCCUGA